Messenger RNA from Penicillium manginii, 315 nucleotides. RefSeq lists its product as uncharacterized. The record is from RefSeq and is a predicted model, not a curated record. The transcript has a single exon. Bases 1 to 315 code for a protein of 104 amino acids. NCBI's taxonomy places the organism in Eukaryota, Fungi, Ascomycota, Eurotiomycetes, Eurotiales, Aspergillaceae.
AUGCUGCUCAGCAUCGCGCGCUCAAAGUGGCCAUUGACUUUUGACUUUAUCAAGACUGCCUACUUCCGGAGUGGAGUUGGUUACGAUCGACACCGACCUGCUCGAUUCGUUCCUCAUCCGUCCUCUCUCACCCGUUUCAUGCGUGUCUUUGUUCCUAUCUCCACUAUGGAGCGUCUUCGGCGUUUUUGCUGGAUGGACGUGAGGCUAGCGUCGGCCCCCAAGGCGAUUACGGGACUUUCUAUCUUCCGAGGGACACAGAAUGGAAAAGGCCUCAACCUCAAAGGGAAGGGGUUCCCUGGUUGUAACCUCGCGUAG